AGUCCAAAUAACACAGCCAACCAAAGAAAGCAAAGAUUCCCCCACUCCCUCAUUUUUUUCAGAAUCACAAAACCAAGAAAGAAAGAAAGACGCAACCUUUUUCUGUGAGAAACACAAACACCUGUUUGGAAAGCUUUGGAUUGUCCGCAGCAAACAUGAACCAAAAGGCUAACGUUUCUAAAGAGCUUAAUGCGAAGCACAGAAAGAUACUGGAAGGUCUUCUUAAACUACCAGAGAACAAAGAAUGUGCAGACUGCAAAGCCAUAGCUCCACGAUGGGCUAGCAUCAAUCUCGGAAUUUUUAUAUGCAUGCAGUGUUCCGGGGCCCAUAGAAGUCUUGGGGUACACAUAUCAAAGGUGAGAUCUGCCACUUUGGACACAUGGCUCCCCGAGCAGAUUGCAUUUAUCCAAUCCAUGGGAAAUGAGAAAUCAAACAGUUACUGGGAAGCAGAGUUGCCUCCUAAUUAUGACAGAGUUGGAAUCGAGAAUUUCAUCCGUGCAAAGUAUGAAUUGAAAAAGUGGGUUCCCAGGGAUGGCAAACUAAAAUCAGCUCCCAAGGUGACUGAGCUGAAUACUUCUUUUGAUGGAGCGAGGCCUGAAAUUAGAAGUGAGUAUGGUGAUGUUAAAGAUAUUGAACGUUCUUAUGAGCAGAAAGGUGCUCAUCCACCUGGUAGAAUAAACAGCACACCUCAGCAGGUUAAUGAUGAUUUGAAACAGAAAAAUAUUGAGAAGAAAUCCCAAGAAGCAAGUCAAGAACCACAAGAACUACUCAAGAAAUCAGAACCAGUAGCUCCAAAAGCUGAACCAGCAAGUCAGGGAGCCGUUGCUGCUCCAAUUUCCACACCAGUUAAAGUGGAUUAUGCUACUGAUUUGUUCAAUAUGCUCUCCAUGGAGGACUCAAGAGGAAGCGAUUCCAUGGCAUCCGCCAAUAACAUUACAUUGGCUAGUAUCCAUCCUACUGAAUCUAAAUUGGCAGAAGAGAAAAACAAUGCACCAGAACCAUCUGAAAGCAAGGUGCAAUAUAAAUAUGGUAUUGAGGAUUUGUUUAUAGAUUCACCAUCAGUCACUCAAACCGUUUCAGUGAAACCUGAGACUGAUGUCAAGACUGACAUCAUAAACUUAUUUGAGAAGUCAAGCAUGGUUUCUCCGUUCUCAAUGCAUCAACAACAACAACAACAACAACAAGCAAUGCUCUCCCAACAACGGUCAUUAGUAAUGGCUACUGCAGCAAAUUCUAGCGGAUCCCAGGCCUUUCCAAGUUUACAACCUGCCUCCCAAGCUAUUCACUUGCCCACACAAAAUGGGCAAAGCAUUGGCCAACAAGUUCCUGGCAAGAUGACGCCUCCUAAUAUACAAUAUCAUAGUCAGAUUGGGAAUGGCUAUCAUGCACGUCCAAUAGGCAAUGCAGUUUCUUACUCGCCGUCAAGCAUGUAUACGAUGAGGCCAGUAGCUCCAAUCAAUGGUGUCAGAAGCAUUGGCGCAAGCGGAGUUUCGACAGCACCACGGAAACCUUCUGUCACUCCAACUCCUUCAGGAAGGGACUUUGAUUUUUCAUCCUUAACUCAAGGAUUGUUUACUAAACGAUGACAAGUUAAUCGAUUGCCGGUGAAAUGAACCAAACCUGGGAGCAUAUUAUAGUUGAUUCCUUAUUCAUAGUUUCAUUUCUUAAUCUUUAUUCAUUAAGAUUGUGACUUCAAUCGUAUCAGCAGGCCUAUCUCAAUAAAAGUAAUGGUGUGUGGUUAUGGUAUAGGGAAAUGUUUAGAAAUACGGGCUUUGACAUGGUUGCAAUGACACGGAACAUCCAUAUAUACAUGAAACUAUUUGUUAUUG
This is a messenger RNA of Fragaria vesca subsp. vesca, 1829 nucleotides long. Its product is annotated as probable ADP-ribosylation factor GTPase-activating protein AGD5-like. The transcript has 11 exons. The record is from RefSeq and is a predicted model, not a curated record. Gene Ontology annotation, molecular function: GTPase activator activity. Bases 156 to 1586 code for a protein of 476 amino acids. Lineage: Eukaryota; Viridiplantae; Streptophyta; Magnoliopsida; Rosales; Rosaceae.